Molecule: messenger RNA, 3500 nt
Organism: Jatropha curcas
Lineage: Eukaryota; Viridiplantae; Streptophyta; Magnoliopsida; Malpighiales; Euphorbiaceae
Product: pentatricopeptide (PPR) repeat-containing protein
Biological process (GO): RNA modification
Molecular function (GO): protein binding; zinc ion binding; RNA binding
Source: RefSeq, a predicted model, not a curated record
AUUAUUUACAAAAAAAUUUGUGUGUGGGGCUUUUCUUUACCACGUAACCGGCAAUCCAUUACUUCGUAGACCCAAAGUUUAACGGAUCACAUCGGCAGUCAAAAAAAAAAACACCAACUUCUUCCCUUCCCGCCAAAAAAUCACUACUGGUGACAACAGAAGAAAACAAACGCGAUGUCCAAUGUCUCAAAUCAAUACAGCUCCUUACUGAAAUUCUGUUGCGAAACCCGAAACCAGAAACAGGCCAAGAAGCUCCAUUGUCACAUAAUCAAGACGUUAAUGAAUCCAGAACCCUUUUUAUAUAAUAAUCUCAUUAAUACAUAUAGCAAACUAGGAAACCUAAAAUAUGCACGCCACUUGUUUGAAGAAAUGUCCCAACCGAAUCUUUUUUCAUGGAAUACAAUCCUUUCCGCUUAUUCGAAAUCUGGGCAUCUCUCGAAAAUGAAAGAGAUCUUCAAUCUCAUGCCAAGCAGAGAUGGGGUCUCUUGGAACUCUCUUAUUGCAGGGUAUGCCUGUUAUGGUUCGGUUGCCGAGGCAGUUAAGGCUUAUAACUCGAUGUUGAGAGAUGGAUUUUUUAAUUUGAAUAGGAUUACAUUUUCAACCAUGCUUAUAUUGGCGUCAAGUCAAGGUUGUGUCGAUUUGGGUAGGCAAAUUCACGGGCAAAUUAUGAAAUUUGGUUUUGGAGCAUAUGUUUUUGUGGGGAGUCCUUUGGUGGAUAUGUAUGCAAAAAUGGGCUCGGUUUAUGAGGCAAAGCAGGUUUUUAACGAGAUGCCAGAGAGGAAUGUGGUAAUGUAUAACACAAUUAUCACGGGGCUUUUGCGAUGUGGUAUGAUAGAGGAGUCGAAGAGGCUGUUUCAAACUAUGAAGGAAACAGAUUCCAUUUCAUGGACAACAAUGAUUACAGGGCUUGUGCAAAACGGAUUGGGGGGAGAAGCUAUUGAUUUGUUUAGACAGAUGCGACUAGAGGGUCUGGCUAUGGAUCAGUAUACGUUUGGCAGUGUGUUGACUGCUUGUGGGGGACUAACUGCCUUAGAAGAGGGCAAACAAGUUCAUGCCUUUAUAAUUAGGAGUGAUUAUAAGGAUAACAUCUUUGUGGGUAGUGCACUCGUUGACAUGUACUGCAAAUGUAAAAUUAUCCGUUAUGCAGAAACAGUUUUCAGAAGAAUGACACAUAAGAAUGUUGUGUCAUGGACUGCAUUGUUAGUGGGUUAUGGCCAAAAUGGAUUCAGUGAAGAGGCUGUCAGGAUCUUUUGUGACAUGCAGAGAAAUGGGAUUGAUCCAGAUGAUUUUACUCUAGGAAGUGUAAUAAGUUCAUGUGCAAACCUAGCUAGCUUAGAAGAAGGUGCCCAAUUUCAUUGUCGAGCCCUUGUUUCUGGCUUGAUUUAUUUUAUAACAGUCUCCAAUGCACUUGUUACUUUAUAUGGUAAAUGUGGAAGCAUAGAAGAUUCCAAUCGCUUGUUCAAUGAGAUGAACUUUAGGGAUGAAGUCUCUUGGACAGCAUUGGUUUCAGGGUAUGCACAGUUUGGAAAAGCCAAUGAGACAAUUGAAUUGUUUGAAAGAAUGCUAGCCAAUGGUCUGAAACCUGAUGCUGUUACAUUCAUAGGGGUUCUUUCAGCUUGCAGUAGAGCGGGAUUAGUGGAAAGAGGACAGAAAUAUUUUGAAUCAAUGCUGAAAGAACAUAGAAUAAGUCCUGUUCCUGAACACUACACUUGUAUGAUUGACCUUUUUAGUCGAGCUGGAAAGUUAGAAGAAGCCAAAAGUUUUAUCAAUAAGAUGCCUUUCCAUCCUGAUGCAAUUGCUUGGUCCACUUUGCUCAGCUCAUGCAGACUGUAUGGUAACAUGGAAAUCGGGGAAUGGGCAGCUCAGUCACUUCUGGAACUAGAGCCCCAGAACCCUGCAGGUUAUAUCUUGCUCUUGAGCAUCUAUGCUGCUAAAGGAAAAUGGAACGAUGUGGCUCACUUAAGGAGAGGAAUGAGAGAAAAGGGAGUCAGAAAGGAACCAGGAUGCAGUUGGAUAAAAUAUAAGAGCAAAGUUCACAUUUUCUCUGCAAAUGACCAGUCUAGUCCAUUUUCAAAUCAGAUAUAUGCAGAGCUGGAUAAAUUAAACCAAAAGAUGAUAGAGGAGGGGUAUGUGCCAGAUGCACGUUCAGUUCUUCACAAUGUUGUCGAGUCAGAGAAGAUACAGAUGCUUAACUACCAUAGUGAGAAGCUUGCAAUUGCUUUUGGGUUGAUAUUUAUUCCUCAUGGCCUCCCCAUACGAGUAGUUAAAAAUUUGAGAGUAUGUGUGGACUGUCACAAUGCCACUAAAUAUAUUUCUAAGAUAACUCAGAGAGAAAUUCUUGUAAGAGAUGCUGUUCGGUUCCAUUUGUUCAAAGAUGGAACAUGUUCAUGUGGGGAUUUCUGGUGAUAUGGUUCUUGUACUUUUCUAAGUUGUUGUAUUACAUCUAAGAUCACCCAGAGAAGAGAAGUGACCCAAUAUCUAUGAUUAUGCUGCCACAUAGGCAUAUCACUGGACCACUUGUGUGCUUUGUUACUGGAUCAAUAAUUCUGCAAGACUGCAAGAUAUCGGUCAUAAUGUUAAACAAAGUGCAAAUUUGAUGUCAAGGAUCUUCUACUUAAAAGCAUUGAGGAAGUCAAGUUGUUUAAAGUAAAUGCAUGCUGGAUAGCAACUCAUUAUGGGAUUAGCAAAGCUAACAACAUACCUGCAACUGGCUACAGAUCCCAAUUACUUCAGCUGGAGGGGCCCAAUCACCAAAGUUCCUUUCAAUAAACUGGUAUGCAACGCCACUCUUUCCUCUGCCAACCACAAAGAGUCCACCUUUAAUUUCUCCUUCCCCUUUGAAGUUUUGCUUUAUUCCCAUAGCUUUUGCCCGCUUGUAAUUUGCAAUGGCUCUUGGGUUGAAAAUAAACCCCGAUACAAACUUGUCCUUCAGGAGUUGUCCGCCUCCAAGAGCUUUGAAAAAUCCCCUAUCCCGAUCAUAGAGUACAACACCACCCCAAUAUCGAGGCCAGAAGUCCGUUACCUGCAUGACAACAAUAGCAGUAGUACAUCAAAUGAGGUAUUUAUUGAAUGGCAAGAUGUCGAAAUUUCAACGAUUACCUCUGACUCUAUAUAUUCAUGGAGAACUGCAAUCAGUUGAACUCCUAGAGCAUCGAACAUUGGUUUCUUGGCAUACAGCUGGUGAGCUUCAGCUCUGCACAUGAUGCACCUGUUUCAAAAAUUCAAGAAAUGCAAAGGAAAAAAUGUCAGUUUCGCCCCUCAAUAUUAUUUCCGUCUAUGCUUAAAAUUUGAUUGUGUUAUUCAGGAAUCAGGACUGGAAGAUAUUCAAGUCUUAUAUCUGUCUGUAUAUGGGUUCCUGAAUUAUUUUGUUAAAUAUCUAUCCGUUGUCACCAAAUCUGGGUGCUCGUCACAUCUUAGUGUUUAUACGUUACCAAUUCUUUUAGUUGAAAUUAUGUUACUGUUGAUAAAAAUGGGCUAUCUACAAAAAAAAAAAAAAAGAA